UCUAGCUCGCUCUCGCGAUGUUUAUGAAGGACUCCGGGUAGUCGGGCUCAGCUCGCCUUACGGGGCGCAUGAAGGCUCCCGAAGUGGGGCGGGAUGUCUAUGAACGAGACACGGAGAGGCGGGUCCAGCAUCAAAGUUCGGCUGACAGUAUUAUGUGCCAAGAACCUUGCAAAGAAGGAUUUCUUUAGAUUACCUGAUCCAUUUGCAAAAAUUGUGGUUGAUGGAUCUGGUCAGUGCCACUCAACAGACACUGUGAAAAGUACUUUGGACCCAAAAUGGAACCAGCACUAUGAUCUCUACAUUGGGAAAAUGGAUUCUAUCACAAUUGGUGUCUGGAAUCACAAGAAAAUACACAAGAGACAAGGAGCUGGCUUCCUGGGAUGUGUUCGACUCCUUUCAAAUGCCAUCAGCAGGCUGAAGGACACAGGCUACCAGCGUUUGGACUUAUGCAAAUUAAAUCCCACAGACGGCGAUGCCGUACGGGGACAAAUAGUAGUCAGUUUACAGACUCGGGACAGAAUUGGCAUAGGUGGUUCUGUAGUGGAUUGCAGAGGCCUUUUGAACAGUGAUGGGAUUGUUUGUGAACUGUCUGGUCCAGUGCGGCCAAUGAGUUGUUUUACAGAGGAGCCAGCUCCCUAUUCUGAUGGAACAGGAGCAGCUGGGGGAGGAAACUGCAGAUUUUUGGAAUCUCCAAGCCAGGAUCAGCAAGGCCAAACACCAAGAUACCAUGCAACAGAAAGCCGAAAUCAUGUUCAAACACCUCCUAACCGACCACUAGGCUAUCAGCCGCUGGACUUGCCUGAUUGUUAUGAGCAAAGGACUACAGUUCAUGGGCAGGUGUACUUUUUGCACACACAGACUGGCGUUAGCACGUGGCAUGACCCAAGAAUACCAAGAGACCUUAACAGUGUGAAUUGUGAUGAUUUGGGCCCUCUGCCUUCAGGGUGGGAAGUUCGGAGUACUGUCUCUGGUAGAAUAUAUUUUGUAGAUCACAAUAACAGAACCACACAGUUUACAGAUCCCAGAUUACAUCACAUCAUGAACAAUCAAUCCCAGUUAAAGGAACCGAGCCAACCUCCUUCAGUGUUGAGCGAUGGCUCUGUUGAAGAUGGAGAUGAAUUUCCUGCUCAGAAAUAUGAACGAGAACUGGUCCAAAAACUUAAGGUGCUGAGGCAUGAGUUGGCCCUGCAGCAACCUCAAGCUGGACACUGUCGUGUAGAAGUCUCUAGAGAAGAAAUCUUUGAGGAGUCUUAUCGUCAGAUAAUGAAGAUGAGAACCAAAGAUCUGAAAAAAAGACUUAUGGUGAAGUUUCGAGGAGAGGAAGGGCUGGACUAUGGGGGUGUAGCCAGGGAGUGGCUCUAUUUACUAUGCCAUGAAAUGUUGAAUCCUUAUUAUGGACUUUUCCAGUACUCCAGCGACAAUAUUUACACUCUACAAAUUAAUCCUGAUUCAUCCAUUAACCCAGAUCACUUGUCUUACUUCCAUUUUGUUGGCCGAAUUAUGGGGCUGGCAGUGUUCCAUGGACAUUACAUCAAUGGGGGUUUUACCGUCCCAUUUUACAAGCAGCUUUUGGGGAAACCGAUUCAGCUUUCUGACAUGGAGUAUGUGGAUCCAGAACUACACAAGAGCUUGGUGUGGAUUCUUGAAAAUGACAUCACUCCUGUAUUGGACCACACAUUCUGUGUAGAACACAAUGCAUUUGGGCAAAUCCUUCAGCACGAACUUAAGCCCAAUGGGAGGGACAUUCCCGUAACAGAGGAGAACAAAAAGGAGUAUGUGAGAUUAUAUGUUAACUGGCGGUUUAUGAGAGGUAUCGAGGCUCAGUUCCUAGCUCUACAAAAGGGGUUUAAUGAAUUGAUACCUCAGCAUCUCCUGAAGCCUUUUGAGCAGAAAGAACUGGAGCUGAUCAUUGGUGGACUGGAUAAAAUUGAUCUUGUGGACUGGAAGGCUAACACCAGAUUGAAACACUGCAUGGCAGAUAGUAAUAUUGUACAAUGGUUUUGGCAAGCAGUGGAGUCUUUUGAUGAGGAGAGGAGGGCACGUCUUCUGCAAUUUGUUACAGGCUCUACGCGAGUACCGCUCCAGGGCUUUAAGGCAUUACAAGGAUCUACAGGUGCUGCAGGACCCAGGCUUUUCACUAUACAUCUAAUUGAUGGCAAUACAGAUAGCCUUCCCAAGGCACACACCUGUUUUAACAGGAUUGACAUUCCGCCGUAUGAAUCAUACGAGAAGCUGUAUGAGAAGCUUCUAACUGCAGUAGAAGAGACUUGUGGCUUUGCCGUGGAAUGAGUGUUUUUAACCAAAGGACAUAAUUACACAAACCUGAUCAAAACCUAUAGACAUGCUGCAGUCCGUCAAACUAUUAUACAUGUUCCCUUAUUCCCCUUUCAGUCAUCGUGGGAAAAGCUUGACAUGGUUAUCAUUUCAUUUCUCCUUUUUAACCCUACUCAAACGAUCCUCACCCUGGUAUUACUUUCCAAAAGUAUUACUGAAUGCCUGUAUACAGUGGACUUGAUAAGUAGCUGUUCAAAACACAUGGAUGUUUAUAAAAGGUAUUUAUGCUAAGAGGAUCAUCAACUGAAAGCUACACACUGAUAUUUCUUCCUCAGAUUUGAAUGAUGGAGAUAGCCUUUAACCCAGUGGAUUUUUGUAGCUUUUCAUUUAUUUGUGCUUUGUACACCAACACAAAGCUAACCAUUACUAUCAGGAAGCUUUCUGCUGUAGCAGUUUUUAUACAAGUGGCACAUGCAACUAUUGUGAAGGGUACCUGGGUGUUUACAAAUCGUAUCCUGGUGGAUUUGCUAAAUAUAUAUUUGCACAAUAGGGACCAGCCUGCUAAGCUGAAAAUUACUUGCAGCAUUAGCUUGAGUUUUAAGUAUUUGAAAUAAAGUUUGCUUCAGAGAAUGUUUUAAUAUAGGAGUGAAAACUAUUCAAGAAAUGUGUUAUAUGUGGUCAAAGGCGAUUUUUGUUUUAUUGCCAAGCUAUGAAGCUUUGUUACAUUGUCUGGAAAAAUGGAAGUGUGAUGCAUUGUAAACUUCAUGUUGUAUUUUCCAUUUUAGACCUUUUUAUUUAUGAAUUCAUUUAAGUGUACCCUCAUGUAUAAAAUUUUCCAGAAAGUUGUAUAGUAAAUAUAUACUGUAAAAAUCAAACAAAAUGGAGUAUUGUACAUUUUAUAUUUCUAGACACUGAACACUUUCUAAUUGAUAUUGUAUGUGUUAAUAA
This is a messenger RNA of Pelobates fuscus (common spadefoot toad), 3222 nucleotides long. RefSeq names its product SMAD specific E3 ubiquitin protein ligase 1 (gene SMURF1). Bases 94 to 2289 code for a protein of 731 amino acids. NCBI's taxonomy places the organism in Eukaryota, Metazoa, Chordata, Amphibia, Anura, Pelobatidae. The record is from RefSeq and is a predicted model, not a curated record. Gene Ontology annotation, biological process: negative regulation of BMP signaling pathway; protein polyubiquitination; proteasome-mediated ubiquitin-dependent protein catabolic process. Gene Ontology annotation, molecular function: ubiquitin protein ligase activity; protein binding. Gene Ontology annotation, cellular component: cytoplasm. The transcript is spliced from 18 exons.